Cetraspora pellucida is the source of this 573-nucleotide messenger RNA. Lineage: Eukaryota; Fungi; Glomeromycota; Glomeromycetes; Diversisporales; Gigasporaceae. The record is from the annotation of a GenBank genome assembly.
AUGUCUUUGAAGAAUUCAACUUAUUCCACGCGCAACAUUAGAUACUUACGCAUAUCGGAGAAGCAGGUGCUACCAUUGAUACUUUAUCUAAAGCCAGAACAUAUUAAUUGGUUCAAUGAUAUUAUAUUUCAAGAAGUUUUAUCAGCGUUACAAAAAUUAAUACCAAAAAAGUUUUCUCGAGAAAAGAAGAAAUUUGGGUCUGAUAUUUAUCGUGAAACAAGGUUUCAAUUUGCGUAUUAUUUCAAAUAUACAGAUGUGAGACAUUCUGUGCUGGAGAAGAAUAAAAAAUAUAUAUUUCCGUCCGAAAAGUCAACAUUAUCCGAAGAGGAUGAAUCUUCUCAAAAUUUACAUGACAGCUUUACAAAUGAAAAGGAGGAAGAUGAAAAACCCACUUUGCAAGUAACUUAUAAAGGAUUCAAUAUAUUUUAUAAAUCAUUAAUAGUUAUAGUGGAACCACCUGGACAAAUCAUUGAGUUUGGAGACAAUGUAAAAGUUGCUAGUGCAAUGACCAUUGAUGAUUAUCUUGGGCAAAAUGAUUCUGAUACAGAUGUUGGGUCUAAUAAUGACGAUUAA